Molecule: messenger RNA, 159 nt
Organism: Phytophthora nicotianae INRA-310
Lineage: Eukaryota; Oomycota; Peronosporomycetes; Peronosporales; Peronosporaceae
Exons: 2
Coding region: 1-159 (52 amino acids)
Source: RefSeq, a predicted model, not a curated record
AUGAGCACGCUCAGUUCGCAGCACAUUGCCCCCGUGUCGCGGAUAAAACGGAGGAUGAACUGGACGAGUGUGGUCUCCGUUGCGGCGAGGCGUUUCAGCGUUAAACAAGCUGGCUGCCGCGACCGCAAUGCCAUGCGUCUCCUGAUGAAGGAGGCAUAA